AUGGAGAUGAACAGGGGGGAGGCCGAGAAAUGCCUCGAGAUCGGCAAGAGGCACCUGCGCACCGGCAACUGGGAGAAGGCCAUCAAGUUCUUCGACAAGUCGCACCGCAUGUACCCGCUGCCUGGCGUGGAGGCCAUGCGUGACAGGGCCAAGGCGGAGCUGGCCAAGGCCUCGACCCCCAGCGCGCAGCCCUCGUCGCCACGUGGCGGCGCUUCCAGUGCCGGCGGCGUGCGGCACCGAGCGGCUCCAGCUGCAUCGCCCUCGAGGUCUCCGUCCUCGGAGCCUUCGCGGCCGUAUACGGCCGAGCAGCUGCAGAUGGUGCGCAAGAUCAAGGCCUGCAAGAACCACUACGAGGUGCUCGCGGUGCAGCAAACGGCGACGGACAACGAGGUCAAGAAGGCCUACCGCAAGUUGGCGCUGAAGCUGCAUCCGGACAAAAACAGCGCGCCGGGAGCGGAGGAUGCGUUCAAGGCUGUUGGCAAGGCGUUCGCGGUGUUGAGUGACCCCGACAAGCGCGCGCAUUAUGACCGCUAUGGUGACGAUGCGCCCGUGCAACAGCAACAGCAGGGACGCAGAUACGCCCAGGAGGACGACAUCACUCCGGAGGAGAUUUUCAACAUGUUCUUCGGCGGCGGCUUCCGCCCGCGCGGACGCCGGCCGCAGCAGCAAGGGCACCGACAACAGCAACAGGAGCAGCGCGGUGGCAUGUCAAAUCUGGCCCAGUUCCUGCCGCUGCUGCUGAUCUUCCUGAUGUCGCUGCUCUCCAUCCCGUCGACCCCCGAGAUGCCGUUCAGCUUAAGCCCGACGCCGCAGUUCAACGUGCAGCGCGCGACGCAGAUGGCCAACGUGGUGAAGGGUAUUCCGUACUACGUGGAGCGCGAUUUUGAGCAGCGAUACACGACCCACUGGCGCGAUCUCUCUCGAGUGGAGCAAAUGGUGGAGCAGGCUCACGUGUCAAAACUCUCCGAGAGCUGCGAGAACCUCAAGCUACGUCAGAAGCGGAUGAUCUACCGCGCGCGCAACUCUCGCAGUGAUGACCGUGAAGCCGCCAUGCGUAAGGCAUUGGAGAUGAAGAUGCCCCCCUGCGACGAGCUGCGCAAGCUUCGGCGGACGCGGCGUUAUUGA
Molecule: messenger RNA, 1125 nt
Organism: Phytophthora sojae
Lineage: Eukaryota; Oomycota; Peronosporomycetes; Peronosporales; Peronosporaceae
Exons: 2
Coding region: 1-1125 (374 amino acids)
Biological process (GO): cellular response to misfolded protein
Cellular component (GO): endoplasmic reticulum membrane
Molecular function (GO): Hsp70 protein binding
Source: RefSeq, a predicted model, not a curated record